AUGACCCCACUAUCCUUAUCUGAACUGACCAAGUCUCGCGACGCCACUCUUCCCCGCAUUCUCAUCCUUGCUCUUUUGCACAUUAGCUUGACUCGGCCCUGUAGAGAUUACCCUGCACCUCAGCCAGUUUCUCCUGGACGCGGGUUUCACUCGGCUGCAGGCCUGGACGAGCCCCCCAAGAGGGAGUUGGUCCGAUACCUCGAUGCGGAGCACAAGGGCCUUCCCCUUCCCGUGCUUCCCCGAUGCAUCUUUGCCAUUUGGUACAUCAAGCGCACUCCUCGUCUGUUCGAGGCUGUGAUUGAUGUCACCAAUGGCAAGAUUGUCCAGCAUCAGGAACUCCUUCGAGACUUCCAUGGUCCCGUCGACCGCACUGAGCUCAGCGAGGCGGCUAACGUGGUUAUGGCCCACCCCGACGUCGACAAGGAGUUGGCCCGUCUCGGCCUUGACAAGUCUCGGAUUGUCCUUGACCCUUGGGACUAUGGUGUGGAUGGUACUGAUACCCAGGCUCGCAUGACCCAGCACUCCGACUCUUGUGAGCAUGUUCUAACACACGUCAAGGUCUUCCUUUACAAGAAGAAUCCCAAGAACAAUGAUGUCGACUCCUCUCACUACUCUUUCCCCCUGGACUUCAUGGUCACCGUCGACCUUUGUGCCAUGAAGGCCAGGAAGAUCAUUCGCCUUCCUCUCGGUUCAGAUGAGAGUGUCACUCAAGGAAACGUUGGCCAGCCGGACUCUGAUCCCGCUGAGCCCGAGUAUGACAUCCUCUUCAGAAGAACCCUCCUCUGGCGAUUCCGAGUUGGCUUCAACUGGCGAGAGGGUAUCACCAUCCAUGAUGUCCACUUCAUGGAUCGCAGCGCCUUCUACCGCCUAUCUCUCUCCGAGAUGUUUGUUGCUUAUGGCGACCCUCGAAGCCCCAUUUACCGAAAGGGUGCCUUUGACCUGGGUAACGUCGGUGCUGGUGUCACCGCCAACAACCUUCAGCUUGGCUGCGACUGCCUUGGUGUCAUCAAGUAUGUCGACGGCUGCGUUGUCGCUGCUGACGGAACCCCUGCUCCCCGUCCCAACGCCAUCUGCAUUCAUGAGGUCGACCAAGGCAUCCAGUGGAAGCACACCAACCACCGAACCGGCAAGGCCGUCGUCGUCCGUAAGCGACAGCUCGUCAUCCAGCAGAUCAUCACUGUUGCCAACUACGAGUACAUCUUUGCCUGGAUCUUCGACCAGAACGGAGAGAUCUCUUUCGAGACCCGCGCCACUGGUAUCCUCUCCACCAAGCCCAUUGACAAGGAGUCCAAGGUUCCUUGGGGAACCCGCGUCGCCGAUGGUGUCAUGGCUCCUUACCACCAGCACCUGUUCAACGUCCGUAUCGACCCCGCUGUCGAUGGCCACCAGAACUCUUUCGUCUACUCCGACUCUGUUCAGAUGCCUUGGGACGAGAAGUUGAACCCUCUGGGUACAGGCUACGUCAGCAAGGAGGCCACUGUCACCCGCGCUGGUGCUGUUGAGGACAGCCUUGCCGACGGUCGUGUCUUCAAGAUUGUCAACCCUAACGUGGAGAACAGGGUCUCCUUGACCCCCACUGGCUACAAGCUUGUGCCCAUCCGCUCUCAGAUGCUUCUCGCCCAGCCUGGUUCCUGGCACUGGCGACGAUCUGAGUUCUGCGAGUCCCCCAUCUGGACCAACCAGUCCAUCGGUCGACAGGGCAUCAAGACCUGGGUCAAGGACCGAGACUACGUUGUCAACGACGACAUUGUCAUCUGGCACACAUUCAGAUUCACCCACAACCCCCGAGUUGAGGACUUCCCUGUCAUGCCCGCUGAGAUUGCCGCUUUCCACCUAAAGCCAUACAACUUCUGCGAGUACAACCCCACCAACGAUGUGCCACCCUCGAACCAGGAGUUCAAUAAGAGCACCAGCUACGAGGAUGCGAACAAGGGCUCUUGCUGCACCACCAAGGGCCGAUUGUAA
Messenger RNA from Fusarium vanettenii 77-13-4, 1965 nucleotides. RefSeq lists its product as uncharacterized. Lineage: Eukaryota; Fungi; Ascomycota; Sordariomycetes; Hypocreales; Nectriaceae. The transcript has 6 exons. Gene Ontology annotation, molecular function: primary methylamine oxidase activity; quinone binding; copper ion binding. The record is from RefSeq and is a predicted model, not a curated record. Bases 1 to 1965 code for a protein of 654 amino acids. Gene Ontology annotation, biological process: amine metabolic process.